GAAGUACUGUCAAACAUAAGCAUGGCCUCUCGGAUCGUAUGAUGAAAUACAAGCACUUCGCCUUAGACUCUAACUAACUCAUUAGAAAAACUCAAGUCAAAAUGUACAAUAAAUAUUUGGUAAGUACUAUCGAACUACUAACUCCUUUUUCUGUUGGAUAACUUGAGUUAGCACCUAACGAGUUUCUGAGCGUCAUGCUUUAUCGUUCAGUUGUGCAAAUCAUUACUUGGUGGGAUCUAGUGAUUUGCUUAACGAUGACGUUACAAAAUUUCAAUUUGUGCGAACCCUUGACGAAGCAUUUUGUACAUUCGAUGCGUUUCAUUACUAUUGUGAUUUGAAGCUGGAUGAGGGUAGUAUGGAUUAAGAAAUAGGAGGAACGCGGAGUUAACGCUUGUUGAUAUGUAGCACUUAGGCAGAUGAAACAAGUAUCCCUGAGCCUUAAUAAAGAGGUAAAAGCUGAUAAGAAUUUGCCUAUUUCGAGCGCUCAGAGUUUUAGAAACCCCUGAUUUUUCUAUUUCAAAGGGUAUUGUUGGGCCAAGGACUAAUUUGAAUAUACAUGCAAGAAUGUAUAAGGAUCUGAAUUCAUGAAAGUUGAGCGAUAAUAAUUCAGGCCCUACGGUGCAGAAUCCAGGUCUAUCGAGAUUGAAUGGACCAGUGUGAACCAAAGAAAUUAUGAUCAGUGUAUUUUGUUGGAAGGAUGAGAUGUUUCCAAUUAUUUACAUACUCUUUCAAACCUGCAUGAUUAUGUGAUCCGUUUCUAGUACGCUUUCUGUUUAUUCAUCAGGAUUCUUGAAUAACAUAGUACUUGUUACCGGCACUCCAUUUGUAACUUUAAGCUUAGCAAAAAUGUAAAAACCCACAACUUUACAGAUGAAAACAUGUUCAGUCUACUUUUAACAUAUAUUGAGUUUAAUGCAGUCUUUUAACUGCGUUCCAGAACUUUAUCGGUAGCCAAGCUAGGAAUUGAUGAGUAGAAAUUUGAAUCGUUGUCUAAUAAUGAUGUGAAACAUUAUCCUAAGCGAGGUAAUUCACUUCUUCAUAUAAAUCCCAUAUCCAGUACACUAUAUGAAGCAAGCGAAUGUAUUUGUAUAGAUGAUUUCUGAUGAACUCAUUGCUUCUUCUCAUUGACUUAAAAUGAAUUCUAUUAUCUGCAGCAAUUCUAAAUCAAUGUAGUGGGUUCUUUCCAAUUGUAAGUUUCUAACUAAUCGUCUUCUCCAAUCGAAUACUUAACUAAUUCAAUCUGAAUAGCCAAUAAUUCUUAUUUCCUGUACUUUCUUUUGAUAUUUAAGGGUCACUAGUUCAAGCUAAUAGUUAUGAUAACGGAAAUCAGGUCAUUUACCCAGACACAAUAAGUUAUUACAUUUUUGUAGGAGGGUUCGAUAUGAAAAAAAGAUCAGGACUUGUGUUGGAUGCUGCGUCACUGGAAAAGUAUCAAAAAGAUAUUCAAUCGUAUCAAAUUAAAAGCAAUAAUUCCUUGCAAUUGCGGGCUUUCUGUUUGAAUGAAUCAGGGCUAUUUACAAAGGAUGGUCACCAGUUGCAUGGUACUGUACGUAAGGAUGACAUUGAUUUUUCAACCAAACGUAGUAUAGGCCGCGGGGCCAGUGGCGAUGUCUUCUUCGCACGUCAUAAAGACGGCACACCAAUAGCAUUGAAGCGAAUUCCUAUAUCGUCGAAAACACAUCGUGAUGAAAUAGAUAGGGAACUUCAAUUCUUUAACACACGGGUUGAUUGUCCUUUUGUUGUGAAGAACUAUGGAGCCUACUGGGAUGCAGAAGAUGGAGCGAUUGUUAUUCCAAUGGAAUGGAUGGCUUGCACUGUGAAAGACCUCGGUUUUUUUUGGGAAGGCCUUGAAGAGUCUAUUCUCCAAAGUAUAUUUUUUCAAGUGGUAUCGGGCCUUCAUUAUCUCCAUGAUAAAAAGAGGGUUAUUCAUAGAGAUAUUAAACCAAGUAAUUUGCUUAUCAGCAGUCAAGGUCACGUGAAGAUAGCUGAUUUUGGUGUUUCGAAGUUUAUGCAGACGUUGGAUGUUUCCUCUACUUAUGUCGGCACUAUGUACUUUAUGGCCCCUGAAAGACUAGAGCAAGGAGCCUAUGGAUUCAGCAGUGAUGUAUGGUCAUUGGGUCUCACCAUGGUGGCCACCAUAACUGGGAAAAAUCCAUGGGCGCCUCCUGAAGAGAUGAACCUUUUUGAACUUCUCAAAAAAAUUUCUGGUGACACUGUACCAACAUUGCCAAAGAAGCCAGCUUAUUCGGAUGCAGCACAGGAUUUUAUCAAAUUAUGUUUAACACGUGAUCCAAACCUACGACCAACGUGUGCAGAGCUUUUAAAGCAUCCUUUUCUGAAGGACAUGACAGUCGAAGUGGCCAUCGAAAAUGUCAGGUUAGCAGUUGAAUACAUGUCAUGUUUAAUUAGCAGUGAUGCCAAAAAAAACAAGCACGUACAGAGGUCGCAGGAGUCUUUACAGAGGGAUAUGGAUGCCAAAUUGGAUAAGCUAAUAUCUUAG
Phytomonas sp. EM1 is the source of this 2500-nucleotide messenger RNA. The record is from the annotation of a GenBank genome assembly. NCBI's taxonomy places the organism in Eukaryota, Euglenozoa, Kinetoplastea, Trypanosomatida, Trypanosomatidae.